UUUUCUUUGCCUCAUCUUUCAUCUCUGUAAAAGUAAAAUUAAAUCUCAAUAAUAAAAAUAUCACAUAUUUAAGAGAUUGAUGAUCAUUAGAAAUCAAGGAAUAAAGAACUUGGACUCCCUGCUCAACACCUUGAGAUUGAAUGAAAAAGAGUCUGUAGGCAACGAAAGAAUACAAGUUGAUGUUGCUGAUCAAACACAAGGUAAAGAUCUAGACGAUAAUUCUUUUGGCUGAUGGGAUCGAAAUUGGUAUUCUGAUAGGACUGACAGAGACUGGAGGGCUCUCCCUGCCACAGACAGCUUUGAUGACUACCCUCCUCGAAGGGGUGAUGAUAGCUUUGGAGACAAGUUUUGUGAUCUUUAUGAUUCAGACAAGUGCUGUGAUGGUCUACUGGGGGAUAUGAAUAGAUCUGGAGGCUGGGGUUGCUGUUAUGACAGGGGCAGCAGAAACUAUGAUAGAGGCUUUGAUUCCAGGAUUGGCAGUGGCAGAAGAGCAUUCAGUAGUGGGGACUGUGGAAAUGAUGAUUACAGAGGUUGAGGAAAUUGCUAUGAAGAUAGAUAUGAUAAAUGAGAUGAUGGUUUAUGGAACUCAAGAGACGAUUACAGUCAGGAUGAUUUUAGGCUGGAAGACAGAGGUUCUCCCCAGAGACCCAAACUGAAUCUGAAACCCAGGAGUACCCCCAAGGAUGAAGAUUCAUCAGCUAGCACUUUCCAGUCUAGCCGAGCUGCCUCCAUCUUCGGAGGAGCAAAGCUAGUGGAUACAGUUGCUAGGGAACAAGAGGUAGAGGAACAACUAUAGAAGGAGCAAGAGAAACUGCAGCCGCAAGUGGGGGAGCCAAAACUAGAUAGACUGCCCCGGGAGAUACACCCAAGUUGGCAAAGUGAGGAAACUUGGGAAUGAUCAAGGACGAGAAGUGAGUCUUCACAGACCAGGAAUACUGUUACAUCUGGCAGGAUGAGGGAGAAUGAGAAAUCUCUAGAAAAUGAAAUAUUCAAUAAGGAAGAGGAUCAGUCUCCAACUUCCAAGCCUUCUAAAUCAGAUCAACUUCCCUUACAGGUGAUGCCUGAACCCCUGAAGGAAAACACUUAGAUAAAAAGAAGUUCCAAUCCUCUUGCCCGAUCUCAGAGCUCAGAGUGUUCAGAGGAACAGUCUCCUACAAGUGGUGGUGGAAAGGUAACUCCAUCCCAGCAGUCUGGGGAAGGAUCACAUAAUAAAUCAAUGAAAGAUGAGAAUAAGGUAGAUGGGGAGACCAUGUUGAAAGACCAAAGUGGGAACUCCAACCUUGGUCCAGUGGAUGGAGGAAACAAACACCACUGGAAAGAGUCUGAGAGGAAAGAUGGCAGAAAAGGUCAAGACUCCAGCCCUGCAGCUGAGCCAAAGAAACCUGAACAAAAUCCAGCCUCUAAAUUCUGUUCUACAAGCAAGUAUGCAGCUCUCUCUGUGGAUGGUAAAGAUGAAAAUAAGAGCGAAGACUACACUGAAUAAACCUCCACGUCUUGGGCUUUCUCCCUGUCUCUUGCCAACCUGCAACAUUUGAGAGCAAAUCAAAUCUCUAUCCAGACAAGACAAA
This is a messenger RNA of Monodelphis domestica (gray short-tailed opossum), 1568 nucleotides long. RefSeq names its product eukaryotic translation initiation factor 4B. NCBI's taxonomy places the organism in Eukaryota, Metazoa, Chordata, Mammalia, Didelphimorphia, Didelphidae. The record is from RefSeq and is a predicted model, not a curated record.